CUACGACACAGCACACACCAUGCCCCGCUGCACGCACAAGGGAUGCGGGAAGGAGUAUGACGAGGCGGACAACGCCGAGGGCAGCUGCUCGUACCACCCCGGCGCGCCGGUGUUCCACGAAGGCCUCAAGUCGUGGUCAUGCUGCAAGGAGGUCAACAAGCCCGUGAUGGAGUUUGACCAGUUCAUGGCGAUUCCCACGUGUACAAAGGGCAAGCACACGACCGAGGCCCCGGCGGCGCCCAAGCCCGCGGCAGUGAGCACCGACGCGCCGGCGAGCGUCUCGUCCUCGGGCGUGGAGACGUACGGGUCCAAGACGCCGUCCAAGCCCGCCACGCCGGCGCCCCAGGCGGCGCUGCACGCCGACACGCCCGAGCCCGAGGUCAAGGAGGACGAGCAGGACGACCUCAGCCUGCCUGUUCCCUCGGGGGCCAAGUGCAAGCGGCUCGGGUGCGGCGCCGAGUGGGAGGGCGAGGACGUCAGCCGCGGCGACGGCGCCAAGGCCGUGUGCAGGUACCAUCCGCAGGCACCCGUGUUCCACGAGGGAUCCAAGGGAUACCUCUGCUGCAAGCCCCGCGUGCUUGAAUUCGCCCAGUUCCUCAACAUCCCAGGCUGCAAGGAGGGCAAGCACCUGUUUGUCGGGCAGAAGAAGGGCGCCGAGGAGGAGCUGGUGCCCGUUAGAAUAGACCACUACCAGACGCCGCUUGAGGUGCACGUGAGCGUGUUUGCCAAGCAGACCGACAAGACCAAGUCCAAGGUGACGUUCACACCUCAGACGAUCGAGCUCGACCUCUACCUCCCAAACAACAAGCGCGUGCUGCGCACCGUGACGCUGUACGGGCCCAUCGUGCCCGAGAAGAGCAACUACCGCAUCCUGGGCACCAAGGUCGACAUCCUGCUCGUCAAGCCGGCCGUCGCGAGCUGGCCCCUGCUCGAGCUGCCCCCGCCCGGGACCGAGCUGCCGCCCGGGUACGCGCUCACGUUUGGCGUCAGCGGGCGCACGGGUACCGUCGGCGGCAAGGAGGUCGUGCUUAGUGUUGAGGAGGCUGCCAAGCAGGCGGGGGGCAAGUAGGCUGGCCGGCUGGGCUGGUGAUGAGCACGCCGGCGGCGCGGAGGAUACACGCA
Molecule: messenger RNA, 1122 nt
Organism: Vanrija pseudolonga
Lineage: Eukaryota; Fungi; Basidiomycota; Tremellomycetes; Trichosporonales; Trichosporonaceae
Gene: chordc1
Product: Cysteine and histidine-rich domain-containing protein 1
Exons: 7
Coding region: 20-1069 (349 amino acids)
Source: RefSeq, a predicted model, not a curated record